AUGCCCAAGAGAAUACUUUAAUAACUCUUUCAAAGUAUCUUAGGAAAGAAUUAGUCUUUAAGAUAGAAUUAAAAACUAAAGAACUCUUGUAUUUAAUAGAGAAAUCUUUGUUUUCUAUUUCAUUCAGAAAUUCGAGGAGCUCAUAGGAAAUAAUUGUAAAAUAUUUGA
Molecule: messenger RNA, 168 nt
Organism: Tetrahymena thermophila SB210
Lineage: Eukaryota; Ciliophora; Oligohymenophorea; Hymenostomatida; Tetrahymenidae
Exons: 2
Source: RefSeq, a predicted model, not a curated record